AUGACGGACGACACGACAAGCGUGCGCCAGCGCAAGCCGGUGCAGGAAGUCGAGGAUGAGGACAACCUAUUCGCAGGCACCCCAGCGGAGAACUCGCGGGGGAAGAAGAGCAAGAAGUCCAAUAAGGCCAAAGGCGAGACGGAGGAGUACAGCCCCUACCUGGACAUCCUUCGCGUGCUGAGCUUCCUCUUCCUCGCCUCGUGCGCCCUGAGCUACCUGCAGAGCAGUGGCGAGAGUUUCUUCUGGGGUCACAAGAACAAGCCCUGGUACAUGAGGCCCAGCUACUGGAAAGCUAAAUGGAACGGACCCCUCUACCUCACCCCCGAGGAGCUCCUCCAGUACGACGGCUCCGACCCCGAGAAGCCCAUCUACCUCGCCAUCAACCACACAAUCUUUGACGUCUCGGCGAACCCGCGCAUCUACGGCCCGGGCGGCUCCUACAAUGUCUUCGCAGGCCGCGACGCCUCGCGCGGCUUCGUCACGGGCUGCUUCAUGGAGGACCGCACCCCGGACAUGCGCGGCGUCGAGGAGAUGUUCCUGCCUCUCGACGACCCCGAGAUCGACCGCCACUGGUCCUACGACGACAUGCAGAAGCUGCGCGAGGAGGAGCUCGCCGCCGCCCACGCCCGGGUCCACGAGGCGCUGAAGCACUGGGUCGACUUCUUCACCAACAGCGACAAGUACGGCGUGGUCGGCAAGGUGAAGCGGGAUCCCGAUUGGCUCGCCAAGGAGAAGGAGAAGAAGCUCUGCGCCCAGGCGCAAAAGGCGAGGGUCAAGAGGAAGGUGCCCGGACAGGAGGACCAGAACUAA
This is a messenger RNA of Colletotrichum graminicola M1.001, 810 nucleotides long. Its product is annotated as cytochrome b5-like Heme/Steroid binding domain-containing protein. Gene Ontology annotation, cellular component: membrane; endomembrane system. NCBI's taxonomy places the organism in Eukaryota, Fungi, Ascomycota, Sordariomycetes, Glomerellales, Glomerellaceae. The coding region runs from base 1 to 810 and encodes 269 amino acids. The record is from RefSeq and is a predicted model, not a curated record. The transcript has 2 exons.